Messenger RNA from Aspergillus welwitschiae, 1456 nucleotides. RefSeq lists its product as uncharacterized. Bases 305 to 1372 code for a protein of 355 amino acids. NCBI's taxonomy places the organism in Eukaryota, Fungi, Ascomycota, Eurotiomycetes, Eurotiales, Aspergillaceae. The record is from RefSeq and is a predicted model, not a curated record. The transcript is spliced from 7 exons.
CCCGGAUUGUUCUGGUCGCCGAAGGAUUUUGAUUGCGAACCCACCAGGAAUCAUCCCAUUCACUACGGUAUUCUUGGCCUGACCGAAGUUAAUUGCUGAAGGAUUCUGAAUCCGAAUCAUAUUCCAGCUCUGAGGACCAAGAUUUGCCCCUUGUUGUAGGGCUUCAGCAUGAUCCUGCGAAGCCCAGGAUCGAAAAAUCCCUUCAACCAGCGCACAGCACGACUUGCAUAAUCACUACGCAAAUAUCCCUUCUCCCUCAUGUCUCUCCCCUCUUUCUCCUUGACCUUCUACAUUUACAGCCAGUAUGGGCUGGGUGCACCAUGCCUCGCCUGAAGUGGAAGCGGAGUCGCAAUAUCGCCUCAUUCUAGGGGUGUGCCUGGGCUUGACCCUGUUGAUGAUUAUCACAGUUUGCCUGCGUUUAGCAAUUCGAUUCAACGCCCGCCGAUUGGAAGCGUCCGAUUUUGUGAUGCUGGUGACUAUGAUCUUCAGCAUCAUAUACAGCGCAUUGUGCGUCGCUCAGAGCAGGUACGGCCUCGGAUUACCCUUGUCGCUGCGCCCCAAGGCAGACCUUCCGGAUUACACAAAGCUCAAUUAUGCCGGUCGCCCAUUCUACCAACUUGGAAUCGCCGGAUUCAAAGCUUCUCUAUGCCUCAAUUAUUUGCGAUUGAUUUCCGGAACAUCCAAGAAUUUCUACCGAAUCCUCAUAUGGGCCGUAAUAGCUGUCUCGACACUUGGCCAUCUUGCGGGCACAUUAGUUCUGAUAUUCGACUGCCAGCCGGUUGAGCGCGCCUGGAACCCCAACAUCUCCGGGUCGUGUCUCCCAGCAGGGCCAACAUUCUAUGGAUUAGCCAUCUUCACCAUUAUCUGCGACAUCACCAUCAUCAUCCUUCCCAUUCCGCUGUUGCUCCAACUGAAUAUCAAGACCGCACAAAAAGCGGGAGUAGUUUGUCUGUUCCUGCUGGGGCUGUUCACCACGAUCUGCUCUAUCCUUCGCCUCACGCAAAUCCAUCGAGUGGCAUAUGGCGAUGGAAAUUCGACCAUGUUGGUGCUGUGGGGCACAAUUGAGUUCAAUGUCGGGAACAUUGUAACUUGUGUCCCCUUCCUCGCCCCUCUGCUGAAAGGUGCAGUGCGCGAUUUCCGAUCGUACAGUGGCCGGAAAGGGUACGAUAGCCGGAGCUAUGCUUUGCAGACCUGGUCCAAAGACCCGCGCUCGCAGUUACGGUCGACAACUUCGGCGGCGCCGCAACCCAAACGCACGCCCAGCGAAGAGCUUAUCCUCGAGAGUGGGGGCAUCGACGAGGGUGGCAUUCAUAUGACGGUGGAGCUGCGCGUGUCGCUGGAGAAGAGGCCAACGACAGAGGUCAGAAAGUGAUGCCAGUACUCUUGCCAACGAUGGGUCUUCCUUUUUCUUCUCGUCCUAUUGUGAGCCACUUUCCGGCGAUUUCUGAAAUAGUGC